AUGACAUCCUCAAAAGAUGUUCACGAAGCGAUUGACGCUUGGUACGAGUCACUUAGCCCUCUCAAGGUCGAUCUCAUCGGUGAUUUCGCAGGCAAGGAGCUGUUUGUCAUUCAUGGCGACGCACUGAUGCUGCAUUGCAUUCACAAGGCUCGCGUUGAUCUCCAAGGCAAGCCCACUCCUCCUCCUCCUCCUCCUCCUCCUCCUCCUCCUCCUGCUCCUCCUACUCCUCUCUUCGCAUGCAUCCGCCGCAUAAUGCUGUCCUAUGGGUUUCAACUCGUCCACGCAGUUCACGCGGUAGAGAGUUUCCUGCAGAAGCUGAAGGACCGAGGCUGCAACUUUCACAUUGUCUGGUUUCGCGACCAGGAACGACUUUGUCUCCCAGGAGAUACUCUUCCAGAGUCUCUUACAAGCAAACAUCUCUUGAUACGCGCCAUCAUGAUUCGUCACCUUCAGCGUUCACAUGCUGCCAUACCUGAUCCUAGCCGCGGUGGCAGCGAUGCGGUCUGCUUCGAGUUCGCGAGCUUGGAUGACCAGGGUUUCGAGCAGUAUCUUCAAGAGAAUGCGGUCCACUUCUUCCUCUGCCUCGACGCCAAGACCUUUGGCUCAUUGUCGAGAAACUCUACUACUACACACAUGAGCAUCGUGCGGGAGCUUGGGGUUAGGGGGUAUAGCCUUGCAUUCAUUAAUGGGCUUGAGUUCGCCAGCUCAAAGGUAUACUGCUCAGUCGUUUCGCCCUCUUCCUACUGGAAGGCGAAUCCACUCCUCUGCCCAACAUCCGGCGAGGAAACACCCGUCUUUUCCUUUGAUCCCUAUCUCCUGAACGACGUCCGUGGUUCAAUCCAGGACUGGACUCCAUGGGAAGAUGGCAAUUGCCUCACGAGCCGUGAGCUCACUGCCAUCUAUGCCCUUUGUGCCAUGGCCAAGACCAAUGGUCCAGAGUCGCGAGAAUUCUGCUCCUGGGCAGCUCAGUACGUUGUUCAUCUGGUUCUAUUAAGGAGAUUGCCACUGUCUCGACGGUCUAUCGAACAGAUAGUCGGCCUACCAAAGAAUGCAUCACGGAUCAAGUUUGUCUCAGACUUCUCGUCUUAUUGCAGGACUGCUCUCGAUCUAGUGCCAAAUAACGUCGUCUGGGACUCGUUCGACUUGCUGGAUGGCAGGCUUCUCAACUGUUUGGAAUCGCGACAUUGUCCUAGCCUCCCAAAAUUUUUGGUCCUUGAAGCCCAGGAAUUUGCACACAGAGUCAAGCAAAUCACUGGUGUUGACAUAUCGUGGAAUAACCCGCCACCUAAGCAGCCCGAGCUUGGCUUCAGUGCUGCUAGCGCAGGCACACGAGAAAAUAGCGUGCUUCCAUUCUCACAUCCAGUCCUAGACAACUACCUUGAGGACGUUCACAUCAAACCUACCUCCGUUGUUGAGCGGGACCACCUACCCAAAAUUUUCAAGGAGCUCACCCACUGGCACAACUCGCGUGUUUCCAUUGAUAUUAAGCGGCCUCCUCGUACCAAGACGAAGUGGGAGUUGAGAAGCGAGCAGAGGUUCAUGGCGACCCACCUUCAAUACUCUGCAAGUUUGACGAAUGCCACGGGAAAGAUCAUCGAUCCGGAGAUCAUUGUUGUCGUGGCGGAAGAGCCAAAUCAGUCUCCUGCCAGCUCCUCAAAGCAGCCGCAGCCUGUCAAGACCACAACGAUGAAGGGUGGAAAGAAAGCCAAAGCGAAGAGUGGGAAGCAACUUGCCUUAGAAGCUGCUGAAGCCGUAAGAAAGGGAAAGGCCGGCGCCAAAGCAGACGGCGCACUACUCCUCUGGAAAGAGGAGCGCAAGUCUUUUGACAUGGAACCCGACCUUGUCAGGCGAUAUUCCAAGGUAGUCAAAUACCUGAAUGGAAUGUCAGACCAUGCCAAAGCUGCGAUCGAGGGAGAGGUUGCUCUCUACGCUUGCAACACCCUUGCCAACAUUUUGGCAAAGGUAGGACGGUCCACGACGAUGGGCAUGAACAUCGCAGCGCUCAUGUGGUCUACGGCGCUGCGUCUCAAUAAAUCUGGAAACACCGUCCAAUUUCCGGAUGUACCUGCUGGGAUUAACUUCCAGCUUCGGUAUUGUGGUCCAGUCCUCGAGCGGAGCUUCGAUCCUGCGCCUGAUCCUCGCGUACCUUUUCACCCAGAUGCAUGGCAGCGCAGGGUUCUCGAUGCCAUUGACGCUGACAAGAGCUUGUUUGUGGUGGCACCCACCUCCGCGGGCAAGACCUUCAUCUCCUUCUACGCCAUGAAGAAGGUGCUCAAGAACAGCGAUGAUGGAGUGUUGGUCUACGUGGCUCCAACAAAGGCACUCGUGAACCAAAUUGCGGCUGAGAUACAGGCUCGUUUCAGGAAGUCUUUUAAUCGCAAUGCUAAGUCUGUGUGGGCAAUUCACACCAGGGACUAUCGGGCAGAAGAUGGUGUCAUCUGGGAGCAGCUGCUCCUCCUGGCCCCAUGCCCUAUCAUUGCCCUAUCAGCAACAGUAGGUAAUCCACGAGAGUUCAGAACCUGGCUUGAAGGGUCCGAGAAGGCAAAGGGGAACGAAUUGGAGAUGAUCGUUCACUCGACACGAUACUCUGACCUUCGGAAAUUUCUCUGGGAACCGCAGCCACGAGAAGAUCUUGCCUUCGCUGGUCUGCAACCUGUCAACAGGCUCCCCAUUCCUGGUUUAGAUGAUGGCAGUGGGACUGCAGGCCAGUUUUCGUACGUCCACCCCAUGGCUAGUAUUGUCAACCGGGCUCGCGGCACGCUUCAAGACAUCAGCCUCGAGCCACGAGACUGUAUCACUCUGUGGGAGUCAAUGGCGAAACACCAGACCGAGACACAUCGCCUCGAUCCAACCUUGGAGCCUGAGAAGGCACUUCGGCACGUUAAAGGCAGUGAUAAGCCGUCUUACAAAUACAUCUUGAGGAAGGCUGAUGUGGCUGAGUAUGAGAGCCAGCUCAAAAAGAGCUUGGAAACAUGGAUGACGGAUCGAACAUCCCCAUUCGAAGCUGUUCUCAAAGAUCUCCAGUCUUCAUACAACAUGUCUGAGUUCGACCGCCGAGAUCUUUGCAAGCAUGCUCUGUCUCUCCUUACCGAUCUUCGCGCUCAAGGAGCCCUGCCUGCUAUCUUAUUCAACUACGAUCGGACGAACUGUGAGAUGAUCGCUUUCGGACUACUCUCCCAGCUUUCCGAGGCGGAAGACGCGUGGAAGGCAUCAAGUCCGGAUUGGAAGAAAACAAUAGGCAAGUUUGAGAAGUACAAAAAGGAUAGUGACAAGAUGAAGGCCAUCAAGGAGAAGGAAAAAAAAGCCAAGUUGAAGGCAAAGCCUCGAGGCGACGAAGGCGGAGACGACGAUAUUCGAGAAGCGCAUGAUUCCAGCGCUUGGGAGCAUUUCGACCCGCAAGCACCGCUUGCUAUGUUCUCCUUUGCUGAUGAGACCAAGUUUGCCCCUUCCGAACUGGAGAAAACCAUCGCUUCCCUGAAAUUUGGGAAGAUCAACCCGAAACUUAUUGGUGCCCUCAGACGUGGGGUGGCUGUGCAUCAUGCUGGGAUGAAUCGCAAGUAUCGUCAGGUUGUGGAGAUGCUCUUUCGGAAGGGGUUCUUAUCGGUGGUUGUUGCCACGGGGACGUUGGCGCUCGGCAUAAACAUGCCCUGCAAAACGGUCGUCUUCUACGGGGAUUCCGUGUACCUCACGUCUCUCAAUUAUCACCAGGCCGCAGGUCGUGCCGGCCGCCGAGGCUUCGAUCUGCUGGGCAAUGUUGUAUUUGCUGGCAUGUCGCAGGAGCGUUGUUACGAAAUCAUGUCAUCCCGACUGCCUGAUCUUCGUGGACACUUUCCUCUUUCGACUACACUUAUUUUGAGGACCAUGAGUCUCUUGCAUCACACGAGGAACUCUGAUUUUGCAGUCCGGGCGGUGCAGUCCCUUCUGUCCCAGACGCGCCUAUACCUAGGUGGACCAGCUGAUAAGAUGUCCAUCAAGCACCACGUGCGCUUCUCCAUCGAGUAUCUCCGCCAACAACACCUUCUUGGGAGUGAUGGCACACCCCUGAACUUUGCUGGUCUGGUGGGACACCUUUAUUAUACCGAGAACGCAGUCUUCGCCUUUCACUCGCUGUUGAAGGAAGGCUAUUUCCACGACCUGAGUGCCGAGAGAAAGGCCACGAUGGACGCCAAGCUUGAAAAGGUCCGGUCGCCAUCAGUCAUCCUUCUGCCCCCUCUGCCUGAUGCUGCUCUCAGGAUCCUGCGAGACCACAACCGCACAACUCUCGAUAUAUUCCAGAACUACGCGUUCGCAUUUGUGGACCAGCACUUGGCUGACAGACCGGAUCAAAAUCUACCCUUCACGGGUCUUGAAGUGGGUGUCUCCAAGGACAACUAUGGCAAUGAAGCAGUACAUAGAGUCCUUGGAGAUGCAUGCCGCCCACCCACAAAGGUGCGCUCGCCCUUCGCUGCACUUUCCGGGUUCGGAGACGACUCCUUCAACUCCAUUCACGAGCUUUGCAGUACCACCCGUAGCGGGGUGUUCCUGGAAGAGUCCGCCAUUCCCUUCAUCCCAUUAUUCCCAGACGACACGACUUCGCCCUGGAACGCCUACCUGUACCACUUUUACAAGCACGGCGACUUGGAGGCUAUUGUUCGAGACAACCACAUCAAACGGGCCGACGUCUGGUUUCGGCUGAAAGAUUUCUCGCUGGUCCUGGCCACGAUUGUCACGAGCUUGCGCAACUUCAUGGACCUCACAUCUGGAAAUGACGACAUGGAUAUGAUAGAUAUCCAGGACGCCGACGAUGCUUAUCAGGAGCGUCUGGAUGAAGAAAAUGCCGUCGAUUCUGGCUCACUGGACAAUGAAGACCAUCCGAAGGCUGAGCUCCCGGAGAGACUAGCAAUGGGAACUAAUUCACGGAAGAAGGCUAAGAAGACCGUUGUUGCUGAUUCAUGGGACGACGAUAUCAGUGAUGAUGAUAACGAGAAAGAUUUCAAUCUGCCCGGCUCAUCGGAAGGCCCUGGAUCCAGCAUCUCUGACUCUGCUGCCGGGCCUGCCUGGGAUGGCGACGGCGAGAAAAGGUUGCCACAGGUGCUCAAAAUGUUUGAGAUGAUACAGCGGGAGUUUGAUCACAAGCUCAGAGAAGUUGGGGCAUGA
This is a messenger RNA of Cryphonectria parasitica EP155, 5136 nucleotides long. RefSeq names its product P-loop containing nucleoside triphosphate hydrolase protein. Lineage: Eukaryota; Fungi; Ascomycota; Sordariomycetes; Diaporthales; Cryphonectriaceae. Bases 1 to 5136 code for a protein of 1711 amino acids. The transcript has 6 exons. The record is from RefSeq and is a predicted model, not a curated record. Gene Ontology annotation, cellular component: cytoplasm. Gene Ontology annotation, molecular function: nucleic acid binding; ATP binding.